UUGAUUCAAUCCCCAUUAAAGCAUACAAGCAGGUGUCAUGUCUGAGACUAAAGCAAUGUGAGUUUAACCUCUUCGUCCGUUUCCACACUUUGGCGGUCCAAUAAUUUGGCCAUUAUGUCAUUGCCCCUCGUGGUGGCAAACCCCUCACUCAUGCUCCUGAUAAAAUAUGGUUGUGGUUGUUUGGAUUUCUAGUUGAUGUUUGAAUGUUUGCUAAUCCAGUGAGCGACUGUCCGCUAUUGCUGGCGGCUUCGCAUCUUCGACACCCAGUUGCGGUCAGUAUUUGCCUCAGCCUUGCGUGCCACCCCACUCCGGGUUGUUCCAAGUGCCGUAGCCCCCCUUAUUCAGGGUAGAGGCGUUAUCGUAGCCAUCCUGGACGGCCAGGAUGGUGGCUUCAAGAAUUGGAACCGGUGCUGAUCUCAUCUCUAGAUUUUGGCCUUAUUGGUCUUGCUGUUAUGGGUCAGGUAUGUUUAGCUUCUUGUUCCAGAGACUGAAAUAGUCGUGAUACCAAUUGCCCCGUUUACACGUAGAACUUGAUCCUCAACAUUGCGGACAAUGGUAUUUAUUGCACCAACCCCUCCGCCAUUAUCUGUCUCCUGACUUGGCUAUUAGGCUUUACUGUUGCUGCUUUCAAUAGAACCGUAUCGAAGGUCGACCACUUCUUGGAGAAUGAGGCCAAGGGUAGGGUUCUGCCCUCUCUCGGGUUGUUCGGUCGCUAAAAUUCUGUAGGAAAAUCCAUCGUUGGUGCUCACUCCAUUCAGGACUUCUGCGAUAAGUUGAAGAGUCCUCGUAGGAUAAUGUUGCUCGUUAAGGCUGGCCCUGCUGUUGACGACUUCAUUGCUUCUCUCCUGCCCUUCCUAUCACCCGGCGAUAUUAUCAUUGACGGUGGUAACUCUCACUUCCCCGACAGCAACCGCCGCACCAAGUAUCUCUCCGAGAAGCAGAUCCGUUUCGUAGGUGCUGGUGUCUCCGGUGGUGAGGAGGGAGCCCGGUAUGGCCCAUCCAUCAUGCCCGGUGGUAACGAGGAGGCAUGGCCAUACAUUAAGGAUAUCUUCCAAAGCAUUUCCGCCAAGUCCGAUGGCGAGCCAUGCUGCGACUGGGUUGGCGAUGAGGGAGCUGGCCACUUUGUUAAGAUGGUUCACAACGGUAUCGAGUAUGGUGACAUGCAGUUGAUCUGCGAGGUAGAUUUGUGUUGUGACUAGAAUGAAUUCUAGAAUCGGCACUAACAGGUUUGCUCUAGGCCUACGACAUCAUGAAGCGUGGUCUCGGAAUGACAAACUCUGAGAUUGGCGAUGUUUUCACCAAGUGGAACACUGGUGUCCUCGAUUCAUUCCUCAUCGAGAUCACUCGCGACAUCAUGAAGUACAAUGACCCGGUCGAUGGAACUCCCCUCGUGGAGAAGAUUCUCGACAGUGCCGGACAGAAGGGGACCGGGAAAUGGACUGCUAUCAACGCUCUCGACUUGGGCAUGCCCGUCACCUUGAUUGGUGAAUCCGUCUUCGCCAGAUGCCUCUCUUCCAUCAAGGGGGAGAGAGGCCGUGCCGCCCAGCUCCUCGAGGGCCCCGAGAUCCCAGCUUUCACCGGUGACAAGGAGGCAGCCAUUGCCGAUCUCGAGCAGGUUAGAUACUUCUUUGGAAUUCGGCCUUGUUCAGAACCGUGGGUGAGGGACCACUCGAGCUAAUGAUUGGAUAAUAUAGGCACUCUACGCUAGCAAGAUUAUUUCUUACGCCCAGGGCUUUAUGCUCAUUCGUGAGGUGCUUUUGCUACCCCGCUACCCCCACGAGAGGGCCCCAAUACUGAUUAGUAAACUACAGGCCGCUAAAGAGUACAACUGGAAAUUGAACAACCCCGCUAUCGCUCUUAUGUGGCGUGGUGGAUGUAUUAUCCGCUCUGUCUUCCUUGCGGAUAUUACCAAGGCGUAUCGUGCUAAGCCAGAUCUCGAGAACCUACUCUUUGAUGACUUUUUCAAGGCAGCUAUUCACCAAGCUCAGCCCGGUUGGAGGAGAGCCAUCACCCAGGGAAUCCAAUUUGGAAUCCCCACUCCUUGCUUCUCUACCGCUUUGAGCUUUUAUGACGGAUAUAGGACUAGGGAUCUUCCUGCCAACCUCUUACAGGCACAAAGAGAUUACUUCGGUGGGUGCAAGUGUGAAUUGGUAUCUCAUUGAAGCAUUCUAACAUGAAGCCACAGGUGCCCACACUUUCCGCGUCAAGCCUGAAUGCCAGAGCGAGACUCUCCCUGAAGGGAAGGAUAUUCACAUCAACUGGACUGGGAGGGGAGGAAACGUCAGUGCCUCGACUUACCUUGCAUAAAUUAAUGACCAAACAAUUGAACCCGUCUCUUCUGUUCUUGUUCCUUUUCCCGAAGUUGGUAUUUCUUUUCACGGCGGGAAAUUCUUUGAUUCUUGUGAAACCCUUUAUGGUACUUAACUUGUUGUGGUUUGUCAUGUCUGUUGUGAUGAUUCUGAAUGAGCAAACGUGGGGGGCGACAUCACAUAGAUGUUGAAAUUGAAAAUAAAAGACGGAAAUUCUGAAUUUC
This is a messenger RNA of Tuber aestivum (summer truffle), 2533 nucleotides long. The record is from the annotation of a GenBank genome assembly. NCBI's taxonomy places the organism in Eukaryota, Fungi, Ascomycota, Pezizomycetes, Pezizales, Tuberaceae.